UACGAUUCUCAUCAUUCCUACAACGGCAAUCGUUGAGACAACACCAAGCAACAUCGGUAUCUCCGAAUACAGAAACGCAUACAGCAAAUUUUUGUGAAAAGAUGGCUGACCACAUCACAGUGAUUGUGUGAAAUUUUUAUACCGUGGAAAUUUUCUCACUACCAGAGCAAUUCGUGUUUCAAUUAGUUGGUUAGUGUUUGAAAACGGCGCGCUUCAAUAUUACUUUUAUAUUUUAUUUAAUGUGCCUGAGUUUGAAUGAGAUAUUGGGUGAGAUAUGAAAAACUAAAACUUGUGUAAUUCCUCAAUUCUUGUAAAUAUUGCACACUCUAGCGUCUCUUGUGGACAAUAUCCUAAAGUGAUAAGUGAACAUUAAAGUAAUUGAAAAGUUUAGGCGAAAGGCCAAAAAGAAAAAAAACUAAAGUGAACAGUGGAAUUUUUUUUAAGAAGUUAUAAAGGCGGAAGAUAUUCAAAGUAAUUUGAGGGAAGAAGGUUUAUAAUGUGUGCGGCUCAGAGCAAUCCACCAGCCACUUUUGGAUACACUUGGGGCUUUGCUGAUAACACAAGGACCGAAUCUGUUGUUGAAAUCUCACCCAAUAUCAACUAUACGGUGAGUGAAACGAUGCCAUACUUGCAGUUGACCGAUUCUGGUGGGAUUACGGUGCAGAAGGAUUCAAAAGGAGCUAUAGCUCAUACAAACAAAGGAGUUGUUCGAAGGAUGAUUGUCAUGAAUGAGCCUUUCCCGCAGACCACAACACAGAGGGUUAUUACAACAGGCAGUGGAGCCACCACAGUCACUCACCACAAGAAACAUGAUGUGCUGACCAAUGGAAUAAUUGAUACAAAAGCCCAGACAGUUUUGACAACAGCCAGCGGAAAGAUGCAUUUUAUGAGUCCCAUUGGACCACUUCAACUCACAGCAGAGGAGUGUAAUGAGAUUUUGGCUAAGAGAGCCAUGAGUGCUGCCCAAACUCAACAUACCACAAUAGCAACAACUACAGAUGGGCAUCAUGCAGGUUGGUCUGGAAUCGCCGUACAAGUGCAAAAAGUUAUUCAGGGUUUGGAGGAAAAUGAUGAUUCACAGACAGCCUCAUCGACACAUUGCAAAUUGGAACCCGUUAUGAGUAUCUCACCGAAAUUGGAGUUCAUCGAACAACCAAGUAGCCAUGAGGAAGCCAUACCGAAGAAAGAACGUCCCUACUCGUGUGAUGAGUGCGGCAAAUCUUUUCUGCUAAAACAUCAUCUUACGACUCAUGCUCGGGUACAUACGGGCGAACGGCCGCAUGUAUGCGUCCACUGUGGCAAGAGCUUUGCCCACAAGCACUGUCUCAACACACAUCUUUUGCUGCACUCUACGGAUCGACCGUAUCAGUGCAAUGAAUGCAAGAAAAGCUUCACACUGAAGCACCAUCUGCUUACGCAUUCACGUGUCCACAGUAGGGAACGUCCAUUUGUGUGCCAGGAGUGUGGGAGAUCGUUUCCAUUGAAGCGUCAUCUCGUCACCCACAGCAAAUUCCAUGCCGGCGAACGACCAUACGUGUGUGAUGAUUGUGGUGAGAGUUUUGCACAGAAGGAGCACCUUGUAAUGCAUUCACGUUUUCACGGAUCCCUGAAUCCUUUUGUCUGCCAAGAUUGUGGUGCAACGUUUCCACGGAAAUUCCAGUUAGUGAACCAUGGACGAAUUCAUGGACGAGUGCCCCACUCCUGUCCCAUUUGUGGUAAGGAGUUUCUCCAGAAGCGCACUUUGGUUGCUCACACUCGUCUCCAUACGGGUGACCAGCCAUAUCCAUGCACAAUCUGUGGAGAGGGUUUUCGCACGAAGCCCGAACUCAAUCAACACAACCGACAAGUCCAUGGCGGUCAAUCAACCACAACAACCGCGACAGCUAAUACAAUUGUGGCAACGAAUGCAAUUGUUGCAAACAAUCAACACGCACAGCAUGUUCAGGUGCAUACAUCGCAGCAGCAACAACCACAGCAGCAGACGCAUCAGGCACAAGCGGCAGCACAGCAGCAGCAACAACAGCAGCAGCAACAGCAACAGCAGCAGCAACAACAGCAGCAACAGCAACAACAGCAAACGGUGACUGUGGUGACCAACACAAACAACGGACUAGUUACGACGAUAGCAACCCCUUCGACAGCAGCAGAGGCGGCCCGUCCGCAAUUUGCUUGCCGUGAAUGUGGCAGUGCCUUUAACAGUCGUGAAGCCCUUGCUCUCCAUUUGCGACUUCAUACCGGAGACAAGAGCCUCAUGACAGAUCUAUGUGCUCUCACAGCAGCAAUUCCUGGACAUUUCUUAAAUACCAACAUUAACUCCGGAACAACUGUCGUGGCUGCAAAUCCCGCCGUGGUAUCUCCUACACCCGUGCCCGUGCAAAUAAUAACAUCGUCGGGUCAAGUGGUGAGUCAAGCCAUGGCGGUGCAGAGUGCACCUCAACCACAACAAACGGUGGUGCAGACGGUAGCACCUCAGCAGAAGCCCAAGACGCACUUCUGCAGCAGUUGCGGUAAGGGAUUUGCUGCCAAACAUGGCCUCCUGCAGCACAAUAGACGUCAUACAAAUGGAAGUUGCACGCUGAGAACACAUGUUUGCGAAUGCGGAAAGGCCUUCUUCCAGAAGAACCAUUUGAUGCUCCAUCAACGUCAGCAUCUAGAGACCAAGCCCAAUAUCAGCCAGCAGCAAGCUCAGCAGAAUCAGCAAGCGGCGCAACAGCAAACGCAGGCUCAGCAGGCGCAGCAACAGUCGCAGCAGCAGUCACAACUUAGUCAACAGCAGGCGCAACAGCAGUCACAACAGCAGUCACAGCAGGCCAUGACUAGGGAACUGGUUAUCAAUUCGCAACCCGUGCAGGUGCAGGUGUUGCAGGGCAAUGCACCUCAAAUUAUCAAAUACGAAAUAAUGUCACAUGAGCCGGGUCAAGCAAUUGAGUGAGGACAGGAGGCCAUGCUCCGUAUACAGCAUCCAGAUGGUACGGCAGAAAUGCGCAAAGUUAUGAUCAUCAAGUGAUCAUUCAAAUGAGGAGAACAUUGUCAAGUGAAAAAGUGACAGGUUAGGAAUAUAGGAUGAAGCUUAAGAUUUUCUUUUGAAAAUUAUAUAUUUUUCUUUUUAUUUUUUUUUCUUUACUUGUUAAGCUGGAAUGAAAUAAAAGUUAUUGAAGAAAGUAAAAAA
This is a messenger RNA of Phlebotomus papatasi, 3169 nucleotides long. RefSeq names its product zinc finger protein 665 (gene cg). Bases 497 to 2932 code for a protein of 811 amino acids. Gene Ontology annotation, biological process: regulation of DNA-templated transcription. NCBI's taxonomy places the organism in Eukaryota, Metazoa, Arthropoda, Insecta, Diptera, Psychodidae. The transcript has 10 exons. Gene Ontology annotation, molecular function: DNA-binding transcription factor activity, RNA polymerase II-specific; RNA polymerase II cis-regulatory region sequence-specific DNA binding. The record is from RefSeq and is a predicted model, not a curated record.